Messenger RNA from Syzygium oleosum, 2473 nucleotides. RefSeq names its product homeobox-leucine zipper protein PROTODERMAL FACTOR 2-like. Gene Ontology annotation, molecular function: lipid binding. The transcript is spliced from 11 exons. NCBI's taxonomy places the organism in Eukaryota, Viridiplantae, Streptophyta, Magnoliopsida, Myrtales, Myrtaceae. Bases 163 to 2118 code for a protein of 651 amino acids. The record is from RefSeq and is a predicted model, not a curated record.
AAUUUCGCCCCCUAUAUAUGUGCAUGUCUCCGUCAUCUCUAGUACUCAUUCUCAGACACUACAAUCACAUCAAGACCUAGAGAGAGAGAGAGAGAGAGAGAGAGAGAGAGAGAGAGAGAGAGAGAGAGAGAGCUGGUUUCUCCAUUGCCAGUGGUUUCAGAGAUGAAUAAAAUGGGUGGUGGUGAAGUUAACAUUGAUGAGGCACUGAAGAGGGAGAUCGAAGUCCUCCCGCUCUUUCCUAUGGCUGAUCCCGAACGUGAUCGUGCAUUGGCCGAUCCUCAGCUCAAUCCAGUGGAGCAGUCUGCGCAAUCAGAUUCCAUUCCCGAUGAAGGGAUGGACCUAGGUUUACAACUUGUUAUUGAUGCCAAGCAUUCACCACAGGUAAGUGGUGUCUCUGAUUGUGCAUCAAGCUCAGGUAUAGGAGGGGGAGUUGCUAGGGCAACUGAUCUAUUAAUGAAAGUCUCGAUAACUACCGAGCCCACAAGGCGAUUAAUAUUUGGAAGAUCCCUGGAUGCCAUGGAGGAGUUAAUGACGGUGGCCCAGAUGAGAGAACCCUUAUGGCAACUCCAAGACGACGGCGUGACGGAACUAUUACAUGAUUUUGAGUACAGAUGUGCGUUUCAAAAGCAAGAUCCAGCUGUGCAGGAUCUCUUCCCAGAGGAAGUGGCCGAUAACGAAUGGGGGAAGCUGCCAAAUAGGCCAAAUCCAUCCAACACCACUGAAUUUCUGAACUCAUCCCCCGAGCAUGUGCCGAGAGUUCCUACAAUAGGAAGGCUUAAGACUGAAGCUUCCCGAGAAACUGCUGUCAUCAAUAUGUCUCGGUUUUGUAUUGUUGCAAUGCUUAUGGAUGUGGAUCAAUGGCCGGCUAACUUCUCCAACAUCGUGUCUAAGCCCACUGUAUUAGGAGUCUUGUAUCCUGGCACACCAGGGACAUAUGAUGGGACUUUGCAAGUGAUGUCUGCAGAAUUUCAUAUUCCUACUGCCCUUGUUCCCGCGAGAUCCGUUUACUUUGCUAGGUACUGCAAACAGCUCGACUGGGACCUGUGGGGAGUAGUCGACUAUUCACUAGAGUGCAUGUUCCCUUGUUCAUUCAUCAAGUACCAAAGGAGGCCAUCAGGUUGUCUGAUACAACAAUUACCAAAUGGUUCCUCUAAGGUCACUUGGCUUGAGAAUGGAGGAGUGGACUAUGCCUCAAUCCAUAGCAUCUACGGGCCAAUUGUUUCCUCUGGAUUUGCAUUUGGUGCAAAGCGCUGGAUUUCUGCCAUCACCAGGCAAGCUGAAUGGCUGCAAGCUCUAAUGGUGCCUAAUCAGAAUGCCACAUACAACAAUGUGUUGAUAUCACAAAGUGGGAGGGAGAAUCUGUUAAAGUUGGCCGAGAGAAUGAUGAGAACUUACCUGAACGAAGUGAAUGGCUGUGUAUCAAAUAUGUGGUCUCCAUUGUUAGCAGCAAUUGGAGGGAAAGAUAUGAUGGUGACCACCAGGACCAACUAUGGCGGAGAUAUUGGGAAGCCUCAUGGGUCUUCAAUUGCUUUCACCACCUCGGUUUGCCUCCCGUUUCCAGUCAAAAAAGUGUUCAAUUUCCUCUCUGACGGGACCCUCCGAGAUAAGUGGGAUGCUCUUGCUUCUAAGCGAGUCAUUCGGGAAGCCACAUACAUCUCCACAGGAGCAAAUCCGGGGACUCGCGUGUCCAUUAUGCAAGUGGAGCCGGCUCUGAACUGUGCCUCUGUCCUUUACUUGCAAAACGCUUACUCGGACCCUACAGGCUCUUAUGUUGUUUAUGCUCCUGUCGACCAUGGAGCGAUGGCCUCACUCUUAGAUGGCGGAAACCCGGAUACGGUGGUGAUUUUGCCUUCGGGUUUCACAAUUCUGCCCGAGAAGCCAACUGUGCUCGGAGGAGAUAGCCGCAGAAGUCUCUUGACUAUUGCGUUUCACAUCAUGGACGUGUCCGGAAGAAUGCAAGGUAAUAUACUCCCUCGUGAUACAGCUGAUGAAGUCUACAAGAUCAUCACAAAAACUGUCGAUGCAAUCCAAGCUGCUAUGGAGGUUUACAUUGAAGCCGACAUCUUUCGCGAAACAAGAGUUUGGAGAAUGAGACCGAACAUUUACACCGUGCAUUGAAGAUUCCAGCUGAGUUUGUCGUUAGUGCAGUUGUUCUGGGGGAAGAAAGGGCAAGAGAGUUGGGUUGUGCAGAUCCGAAGUAUGCCAUAUGAAUCUGUCUGUUGUAAACAAAACUACUGCCAAGUCAUAUGCUAUAGAAUAAAAUAAAGCGCGACUUGAACUCUUGUAAUGUAUCGUUGUCGUAUGUUGUGUCUGUUGUAUAUGUGAUGUGUCUGUCUGCGAGACUCUCGUCUGUUGUGUGUUGUGAAGCAUCUUCUCAUAAGGCGUCGGAAGCUAUAUAAGCCAUCUGCUUUGACCUGGGUUUUAAGUUAAACGCUGAUGUUGUCAUGCAUCAUUUGGACAAGUGGUUCGCUUA